GCGUGGUGAACCUAAUAAAGUGGCCGGUGAGUGUAUAUACAGAUGGGAAAAACAAAGAAUGAGUCAUAUACAUGAAUUGUACAAAAAUCCAAAUAUUUCUGGGCAGGGUGGGCUAAGCCCAGGCCCCAGUGUUUAGAAAUCUUAACUGUGCCUCUGUUUAAAAUCUUAUGCUCCCCCUUUAGGCUAGGCUACAUUAGAUUUCUAAGUAAUAAAGGGUGAAUAAAUCCCUGCUAACUCUGCAACAAGAUAAGAAAUGGUAAUCUAUAACCAGUCCUAUCAGCUCUCUGGUUUCACAUUCCUCAGGUGGUUCUGAUGUGUGAGAGGAGUCUGGCACAUUUCCACCCGUUCUCUCCCAGCACUUCUGGUCCGGCUCCGGAUCAGCUUGUUUUAAGGUUUUAUAGUUCAAAGAUCUAAACACAUACAUCUAAAUGAGUUUUAGAAAAGACAGUGACAGCGUGGAGCUGGAGGACUGCAUCAGGAACCCGGGGUAUCGGGAUGCAGACGGCGGUAGAAAAGCGGCGGACACCCCCAGCCCUGAGCCCGGGCAGAGGCGCGACUCCACGGCGGUGGAGCAGGGCUCGGAGCCGGCCUCUAAGGAGUACCAGCAGGUCAAACCGUACGCCGGGAUGCCCAAAGAGGUGCUGCUGCUGUACUCCUCCCGGGCUCGGUACCGAGUGCCCAGAGAGAUCCUGUUCUGGCUGUCGGUGUGCUGCACCCUGGCGCUGCUGGCGGUCACCGUCACCGUCAUCGCGCUGUCGCCGCGGUGCCUGAGCUGGUGGCAGCUGUCCCCGGUCUACCAGGUCUACCCUCGGUCCUUCAAGGACUCCGACGGGGACGGAGUGGGAGACCUGAAAGGGAUCACAGAGAAGCUGGGUCACUUUGAGCAUCUGAACAUCAAGUCUGUGUGGAUCAGUCCGUUCUACCGCUCUCCCAUGAAGGACUUUGGCUACGAUGUGGAGGAUUUCCGGGACGUCGAUCCGCUUUUUGGAACCAUGAAGGACUUUGACGUGCUUUUGGCUGAAAUGCACGACAAAGGUUUGAAGCUCAUCAUGGACUUCAUUCCUAAUCACACCAGCGAUCGUCACCGCUGGUUCAACCUGAGUCGGACCAGAGAUCCCCUUUAUGAGGAUUAUUAUGUCUGGACUGACUGCAACAAAACAAACCCAAAGCCUAAUAACUGGGUGAGUAUAUUUGGAAACUCAUCGUGGACUUAUGAUGACGUGAGAGGACAAUGCUACCUGCACCAGUUCCUCAAGGAGCAACCGGAUCUGAACCUAAGGAACCCGAAAGUUCGCCAAGAGAUCAUUGAUAUUAUUCAUUUCUGGCUGGAGAAGGGAGUGGAUGGGUUUCGGAUGGAUGCAGUGAAGCAUAUCCUGGAAGCCACUCACCUGAGGGACGAGCCACAGGUGGAUCCAAACCUACCACCAGAGUUGGUAACUACAGAGUGGGAUCUGUACCAUGACUACACCACAAGUCAGGUGGGCUUACAUGAUCUGCUCAGAGAGUUUAGAGCAGAGAUGGACACCUACAGCCGUGAGCCUGGCAAAUACAGGUUCAUGGUGACGGAGUCAUAUGAUUACCACGAGGUGGAGAAGACCAUGAUGUAUUAUGGUACUCCACUGAUAACAGAAAGUGAUUUCCCCUUUAACUUUUACCUGCUGGACCUGCCUCACAACACCAGCGGCUGGUGGGCUCAACAUCUGGUCAGCCUUUGGAUGGCCAACAUGCCCCGAGGAAAAUGGCCCAACUGGGUGGUUGGGAAUCAUGACAGGUCGAGAAUUGCAUCCAGCGCUGGUCGGAUCUAUGUGGAAGCCAUCAACAUGAUGCUACUGACCCUCCCUGGCACACCCACAACCUAUUAUGGCGAAGAGAUCGGCAUGGAGAACAUUAACAUCACACAAAGUCAGAUACAGGAUCCUGCUGGCAAAUACAAUGCAAGUGCCAGUCGGGACCCUGAGAGGUCUCCAAUGCAGUGGAGUGGUGACAUGAACUCAGGCUUCAACGACAAAACCAACAUCACCUGGUUACCCUUACAUCCUGAUUAUGAAACUGUCAAUGUGGAGGUCCAGAUGAAAGAUGAAGGUUCUGUAUUAUCGCAGUAUAAAUUUCUGAACCACCUACGUCAAUCAGAGCUCCCCUUCCAGAGAGGAUGGUUCUGUUACGUCCUUGCUGAUGCCAAUGUUUUCUCUUACCUCAGAGAGCUUGAUGGGCACAAACAAGCUUACCUCAUGGUGAUUAACUUUGGUAAACAAUCUGCCACCACAGAUUUAUCUUCCAUUCAGGAGUUACCCGACCAGCUGCAAGUGCUGAUGAGCACAAAACCAGCCAACGACGGGAAAGUCUUUCAGAAGUCCAGUAUCCUGACGCAACCAGGAGAGGGUUUGACCAUUCGGUACUCCACCUACACCCGGUUUCAUCAAAACCAUGGUGCAGAGUGCUAUGUCUCAGAGAAGGCCUGCUAUUUGGACACCAUUGACAUACUUUAUAAAUGCUGAUGUACAUCAAAAAUUGGAUGCAAUUAUUAAGAUUUAACAGUCAAAAAUCAGUGAGAUUGUUCAGUGGAGUUUUCUUUUGUUGCCAUACAAUAAAGUAACAGAUCAGUU
Molecule: messenger RNA, 2603 nt
Organism: Austrofundulus limnaeus
Lineage: Eukaryota; Metazoa; Chordata; Actinopteri; Cyprinodontiformes; Rivulidae
Gene: slc3a1
Product: solute carrier family 3 member 1
Exons: 10
Coding region: 429-2495 (688 amino acids)
Biological process (GO): carbohydrate metabolic process; amino acid transport
Source: RefSeq, a predicted model, not a curated record